This is a messenger RNA of Auxenochlorella protothecoides, 1734 nucleotides long. Its product is annotated as 4-hydroxybenzoate polyprenyltransferase, mitochondrial. The record is from RefSeq and is a predicted model, not a curated record. Gene Ontology annotation, biological process: ubiquinone biosynthetic process. Gene Ontology annotation, cellular component: mitochondrial inner membrane. NCBI's taxonomy places the organism in Eukaryota, Viridiplantae, Chlorophyta, Trebouxiophyceae, Chlorellales, Chlorellaceae. Bases 1 to 1734 code for a protein of 577 amino acids. The transcript is spliced from 8 exons. Gene Ontology annotation, molecular function: prenyltransferase activity.
AUGCUGGCCCUGUUUGGGACGGGGGCCGUCCUCCUGCGCGGUGCCGGCUGCACCAUCAACGACCUGUGGGACCGCGACCUGGACGGCCAAGUCGCACGCACGCGGCGCCGGCCGCUGGCGGCGGGGCUCCUCACCCCGCGCCAGGCCGUGGCUUUCCUGGGCCUGCAGCUGUCGGCGGGGCUGGCCAUCCUGCUGCAGCUCAACACAUACAGCCGGGUGCUGGGCGCGUCCUCGCUCUCCCUCGUCGUCGUAUACCCACUCAUGAAGCGGGUGUUUGGCUGGCCGCAGUUGGUUCUGGGCAUGGCCUUCAACUGGGGAGCCUUGCUGGGGUGGGCAGCGAUCCACGGAGCAUGCGAUUGGUCAGUGGUCCUGCCGCUGUACGGGGCUGGCAUCCUGUGGACCCUGGUGUACGACACCAUUUAUGCGCACCAGGACCAGGAGGACGAUGCCAAGAUUGGCAUCAGGUCCACCGCCCUGACCCUGGGAAGACACAGCAGGGCAGCAAUGUGGAGCUUUGCGGCCGGCACAGUGGGACUGCUGGGGUUCACGGGCUUCCAGGCCGGGUGUGGCGUCCCCUACUUCCUUGGGGUGGCCUCUGCCGGGGUUCACCUGGCCUGGCAGCUGGGCACAGUGAAUCUGGACGACCGAGCGGACUGUGGCGCCAAAUUUGACAGCAACAAGUGGGUCGGGGCCGCGGUAUUUGCCGGCACGGUGGCGGACAGGGUGCUGGGGGUGCUUCUUCCCCCUGCGACCGCCGUGGCCGGUCCCAUUUUGGAGAAGGGCAUCCGCAAUCUGUCCCGAGUGCUGGAGGGCUCGACCCUAUCCCCGGCACAUGGCGCCCCACACAUCGAUGAAUUGGCCAAGUUUCCCAGCCAAGUGCGCCCCUAUGCGGCCCUGGCUCGCCUCGACAAGCCCAUUGGUACCUGGCUCCUCCUCUGGCCCUGCUUCUGGUCCAUCGCUUUGGCUGCGCCGGCCGGGAGUCUCCCCGAUGUGGGUCUCCUCAUUUCUUUUGGCAUCGGAGCCACCGUAUUGCGUGGCGCGGGCUGCACUAUCAACGAUCUGUGCGACCGGGACCUGGACGGCAGCGUCGAGCGGACCCGAUCCCGGCCGCUGGCGGCGGGUGAUGUCAGCGUCGCACAAGCCAUCGCCUUCCUGGCGCUGCAAACCGCCGUCGGCGUUGGAUGGAUGGCCAGCCUGAACCCCUCCGCCCUCCAGCUGGGACUGUCGUCCCUGGGCCUGGUGGCGGCCUACCCCCUCAUGAAGCGCAUCACCGACUGGCCCCAGCUCUUCCUUGGCUUCACCUUCAAUUGGGGAGCCAUGAUGGGCUGGGCGGCGGUGCACGGGGACUGUGACUGGAAUGUGGUGGGACCCCUGUAUGUUGCAGGCAUCUUCUGGACCCUGGUGUACGACACCAUCUAUGCCAACCAGGACAAGGAGGACGACCGCGAGAUCGGGGUGCGUUCCUCCGCCCUGGCUCUGGGUUCGGCCAACCGAGCUGCCAUGUCGGCCUUUGCUGCCGCCUCGGUGGCCGGGCUGGCCGCCACCGGGGUGAUGGCGGGGUGCAGCGGCCCCUACUUUGGCGGGGUGGCCGCCGCCGGCGCGCACCUGGCCUGGCAGCUGGGCACCGUCGACUUGGGCGACCGCGCCGACUGCGGCGACAAGUUCCGCAGCAACACCUGGGUCGGCGCCGCGGUGUUCGCGGGUAUCGUCCUGGACCGCCUCGCCAUCUUCUGA